Perca fluviatilis (European perch) is the source of this 1111-nucleotide messenger RNA. Its product is annotated as urocortin-3-like. Gene Ontology annotation, molecular function: hormone activity; corticotropin-releasing hormone receptor 2 binding. The record is from RefSeq and is a predicted model, not a curated record. The coding region runs from base 282 to 659 and encodes 125 amino acids. NCBI's taxonomy places the organism in Eukaryota, Metazoa, Chordata, Actinopteri, Perciformes, Percidae. Gene Ontology annotation, cellular component: extracellular region. Gene Ontology annotation, biological process: adenylate cyclase-activating G protein-coupled receptor signaling pathway; hormone-mediated signaling pathway; cellular response to nutrient levels. The transcript is spliced from 2 exons.
AGAUAAACAGAAAGAGGUAGCGGCAGUGUCAGGGCAAAGACAGACGUAGAUGAAGACGAAGUCGUGGACGAGCAGGCAGAAGUCCAGUUGAACAUCUGACUGCGUGCCACACAGGUCGAUCCUCCAGUAGCUCUAGAAGAAGAAGAAGAAGCUGGGAGACAGAAGAUACAGUAUUAUAGGAUAUCUGAGGGUCAAAGACAAGAGAUCAUUACCAAAGGAAAGAGAAGUGCCUUUUUGUCAAGUUACCAACUUUUGACAGCAGUAACACUGAAGUCCUGACCAUGAGAAGUGUGCGUGUGUGUUUCUGCCUGGCUCUGCUGCUGCCUUGGUGUGUCCAGAGCCAGAGGAGCCGUCCAACUCUUGCUAAACUUGACGAAGACACACAGAGGGAGGUGUUGGCUGUGGACAUCCUAAACCGCAGCGGUGUGUUGAAUUCAUUGCUCCGAUCAGAACAUCACACUGUGCUUCGGCGAGAACGAGCCCCGCGCCCAGCCUCCCAGGUGCCAAAAAGAGCCCCGCAGGGGUCCCGCUUCGCCCUCUCCCUUGAUGUUCCCACCAGCAUCCUUAGUGUCCUCAUAGACCUGGCCAAGAACCAGGACAUGAGAACCAAGGCAGCAGCCAAUGCAGAAUUGAUGGCACGAAUAGGCAAGAGGAAAUAAGAAGCGGGGCUCCUGGGAGCUGUCAGCGGCUCGAUGGAUGAAAUCUCACCUCACAGAGGAGUUAACUUCUUACAUUGUGGCACCGGCACAUGGUUAGAAACAAUGUUAGUUCAGGUAAAACAUUAAUUACGGUCAGUAUCUGUCCUUUAGAGCUUAGAUCUGCUUUACUUUUAUACUUGUAUUAUAUGAUUAUAUUACCUCGUUCUAGACCCUAACCACUUCAUUGACUGACUCUUGAAACAGAAGUAAAUAGAAAGAAUGAUGUAAAAACAUAAACAAAAAAGGACACUGCAAACAAUGCCAAACAAAGUAAGAUGAAGCUGGUCUUUUGUCUCAAAGAUUAUUCACCUCAGAAGCUGUGAUCAGGUUCUGAAAUCUGUUUCUUGUGUUUGCAUGUGUAAUCUUGAAUUCAAAGAAAAGGUUGUUCAAUUAAAUCCAAUAUGAUAAUCAUA